Molecule: messenger RNA, 3385 nt
Organism: Zingiber officinale
Lineage: Eukaryota; Viridiplantae; Streptophyta; Magnoliopsida; Zingiberales; Zingiberaceae
Product: pentatricopeptide repeat-containing protein At3g48810-like
Exons: 1
Coding region: 468-2447 (659 amino acids)
Molecular function (GO): protein binding
Source: RefSeq, a predicted model, not a curated record
CCUCUUUAUUCCCUCUGCAAUUCCAGCGCGAAUCUGCCGCCGCCUCUCCCCCGACUCGACCUGCGACUGCUUAUCUCGAGCAGGAGGAAGAGGAAGUCGUUUUCCCUUGUUCUCGUAAUCACCCCCUUCUUCCCCUUCGCGCCAGAUUAGUGUGACCCUCCUCCGCUGGGUGACUCGAGCGAAGCCUCUUAUCUUUGAUACUUUCAGCAAUUUCGUUUUUUUGAACUAUCUGUUUCGUGAAUAUUUGAAAGAAUCUUCACUUGUGCGGUUAAACAAUACUAUGUUUUUAAGCAUCUAUUUGUACAUGGAAGUCUCCUUAUCUUUUGAUUCUUUGGCGUUGAAUUUGGACCUUGUUGCUCUUGAAAGUAUUACCCAACGACAAUCUUUCUUAUAAUUUUUGCCAGGUUUUUGUGUUCUUCUAUUGCAAAAAUCUACGUGUUAAAUUCAAGUUUCUGGAAGCUUGAGUUAUGUAUCUCUCAGAGGGCCGGUCGUUGUUGCUUAAGGUUCCAAAGUCAGCAGUGACAUCCGUCCUCACUUUGAAUAUGAUUCCUGAUACUGAAAAAGAGAAGGGCUCAGAUGUUUCAAAACUAAAAGAGGCAGACGUACUGAGGCAUUUAAAGUCAGAGAGGAACAUUGCUGUUGCACUAGAUUUUUUCAGACAUGUGGCAGGGUUAAAUGGAUUUAGACACACUCCCCUCACAUACCAAAUGAUGAUUGAGAAAUUAGGGAGGCAAAAUGCAAUGGAUACUGUUCAAUACCUCCUGCAACAGAUGAAGCUGCAAGGUCUACCCUGCACUGAGGACAUAUUCAUCAGUGUCAUAAGGUCGUAUGCUCAAAGUAGUACAGUAGAACAAGCCUUGAAAACAUUCUACCGCAUUCAAGAUUUUGGUUGCAGACCCACUGUCAGAAUCUACAAUCAUAUUUUGGAUGCAGUUCUGAAGGAUAACAGGAUCAAUUUGAUAAAUCCUAUUUACAGUAAUAUGAAGAAAGAGGGAAUAGAACCCAAUGUCUUCACCUACAACAUUCUUCUCAAAGCUUUAUGCCAAAAUAAUCGAAUAGAUACUGCACGCAAACUUCUCAUCGAGAUGUCAAAGAAGGGGCACUCUCCAGAUGCAGUGAGUUACACCACAAUUGUAUCUUCCCUUUGUAAGUUUGGAAAGUUAGAUGAGGCCAAGGAGUUAGCUAAAAGCUCAGCUUCCUGUGUACCUGCAUAUAAUGCUCUGAUUAACAGUGUAUGUAAGGAGCAUAAUGUUAAAGAGGCACUUUGUUUGGUUGAUGAUAUGAUAACUAGAGGAUUGUGGCCUAAUGAAAUCACUUACACGACAAUUUUGAAUGCUUUGUGUAAUGUAAAGGAAAUGAAGCUGUCUGUUGCUAUUCUAGCUCAAAUGCUAGUUAAAGGAUGUGCCCCUAGUAUUGUUACCUUCACAUCUUUGAUAAAAGGUUUUCUUGAAGAAGGAAACAUCUCAGAAGCUAUAGAUGUUUGGCAUGGAAUGACUCUAGAAGGAUGCAUGCCCAACAUCAUUGCAUACAAUGUCCUUAUUCAUGGCCUUUGCUCUGCUGGAAAUCUUAGAAGAGGUUUAGCUGUAUUUGAUGAGAUGAUUCAAAAUGAUUUCUCUCCUGAUAUUAGAACUUAUAGUUCUCUGAUUAACUCCUUAUCAAAAGUAGGAGACCUUGAAGGUGCAAUGUCAAUAUGGAACACUAUGAUGAACAGUGGUUGUAAGCCUAAUGUAGUCGUAUAUACCUGCAUGGUGGAGGCAUUUUGCAAGAGGUUCAUGUUUGAGCAUGCUAUGAACUUUAUUAAGAAUAUGAUAUUGGAGAACUGUCCUCCUAAUACAGUGACAUAUAAUACUUUAGUUAAAUAUUUAUGCGAUAGUGGAAGAGUAGGGUGGGCCAUGAACAUAAUAGAUGAGAUGAAAAUUCAUGGUUGUCUGCCGAACACCAGAACCUACAAUGAAUUGCUCUGUGGCCUCUGCAAAGAAGGAAGUUUCAGAGAAGUUUUUACACUUAUGGGUGACAUGAUAGCAAAUGGGGCUGAGUUCAAUGUUGUCACUUAUAACACAGUGAUACAUAGCAUCUCACGGAUGGGUAUGAUCAAGGAAGCUUUGCUACUGACUGGAAAGAUGAUUGUCCAUGGCAUAAAACCUGACUCUUUCACUAUUAAUGGAUUGAUUUAUGCUUCCUGUAAGGCUGGCUUAGUUAGAAAUGCUACUCAAUUUUUUGGUCAACUCUAUUCAGGAAAUUAUUACAGGGAUGUAUUUUCCUAUACUACUCUGAUAGCUGGCCUUUGUAAUGAGCAGAGGAUAGAUGAUUCUAUGGUAUAUCUUCAGAAAAUGCUGGAUGAAGGUAUUUUCCCCAAUGUUGUCACUUGGAAUGUACUAGUACGAGGCAUUUAUGUAAACUCAGAUUACUCUGUUAUGAUUAGAGUGAUGAAUGGCAUUCUGAAGUAAGGUGAUCAUUCUAUGAGAGUGGAUGUUUGGAUCUAGGGCUUAUUGUCCUGCUGUUUGCCAGUGAAAAGGAUAAUUUAAGCUUUUCAAUCAACCAAAAAAAUAGGUAAAAAGAGGGUCAUGAAUGCUCUAUUGGUGGUAUAUAAAGAAAAACAUUCUUAGUUUGCUCAUGAAAGGAAGAGUAGGGCAGAUCCUUGGUUGUCACCUCUAAAUGAAAUAAGUUGGCAGUUUGUCUGUCAAGCUUGCCUUUUGGAUUGUUGAUAAUUAACCAAGGUGAUGGCUUGCCUCCUUGAGCACUUGCUAUUGGCUUGGUUGCAUAAUCAGAAGUAUUUAACUGUACAAGAAAUGAUAUGGUAACUUCUAAUGUGAAGAGAACAAAAUAGUUGUAUUUCACCUGAUUAUAUGCUGAAAUAUCAGUCUGUAGCAGAUCUAGCUAUUGCAUUACAAGAUUACCUUCAACAAUUUCUACUGGGAUAGCAUCCAUCCUGAUACCAAAUUUUUUUACGAUGUAUGGGAUAUACCUGGAAUUGUCUUUAUUAGUUUAUAGCUUGAUCUGCUGUUUUUUCGGGGAUGGGUGGGUGGGGGAACCCUUCCUCAUGGCAAAAUCUAGUUCAUUUAGUAAGAGCAUUAAUGUAUCUGGACUGCUCGAGAAUUGGAAAUGUAAUACUCAUCUUAAGAGCAGAGCAUGCCAGCCCAAUUUCAGCAUGUCUAUAAUCAAUUGUGAUGAGAAGAAUGCGCAGUGGUAAUCUGGGUUGCUUCACAUUGAGGGAAGAUUUCACAUUGUUCUUUUGUUACUUGGUUAGCUUGUGUAGAAUCUGGAGACUUCUUACUUUAGAAAAGAUCCAGCAAAGUGAGGCUUACAAGAUCUCACACGUGUUGGCUUUCUCAUGAAGAUGAACCUUUUGAUUAUACAUUCUUCAAGUUUAAGAUUUCUUUAUAUA